AUGGGCAAGUUCAUGCUCCUCCUUCUGCUGGGGGCUUUUACUCUUGUGUUCUUCCAAGCUCAGGCUACAGUGUGCAUGGUCUGCAAGUCUUUCAAAAGAGGACACUGUCUGGUAGGCAAGAGCAACUGCACUACGAAAUACGGUCCUGGAUGCAGAACCAGGAAUUUCUUCAUAUUCUCAAAAACAGGAAGAUGGGUCCACAAUCACACCGAACUGGACUGUUCUAAUGCAUGUUUGGCUGAAAACAUGUAUUAUGGAAGUUUGAAGAUUUCUACCUUUUGCUGCAAAGGUGAAGAUUUCUGUAACAGAUAUAUUGGCCAAGUAGUGAAUAAGGACUUUCACUAA
Microtus ochrogaster (prairie vole) is the source of this 345-nucleotide messenger RNA. RefSeq names its product prostate and testis expressed protein 2-like. NCBI's taxonomy places the organism in Eukaryota, Metazoa, Chordata, Mammalia, Rodentia, Cricetidae. The record is from RefSeq and is a predicted model, not a curated record.